AUGACUGAGCCGGCAGUUGCAAGCAGCGAUGCCACAAACAUCAGGACCAUGAUCAUGCGAGACGGUGACCACUGGGUGAUCAACGGCAGAAAGCACUGGAUCACCGGAGCGGGGAAUAUCGACUGCAAGAUCAUGAUCCUCAUGGGAAGGACCGGCACGGCGGAGUCGCCAACUUACCGGUCCCAGUCGCAGAUCCUGGUUCCCAUGGACACGCCCGGCAUCACACUGGUGCGACCUAUGGAGACGUUCGGUGACGAUGAUUGCCCCAAGGGGCACAUGGAGAUCCUGUUUGAGGAUGUCCGUGUGCCUGCGAGCAACAUGAUCUGGGGAGAGGCGGGUGCUUGA
Molecule: messenger RNA, 345 nt
Organism: Symbiodinium necroappetens
Lineage: Eukaryota; Dinophyceae; Suessiales; Symbiodiniaceae
Source: the annotation of a GenBank genome assembly